CACGUCUCUCCUGGGGAGCAGCCGCCGCCGCCGCAGCUGAGGGGGGAAAGGGAGCGGGCAAGCGCGGGGAAAGGUGGCGAGAGGAGGAGUGUGGGGGGGCUGGGCUAAGUUCUCCCGCCCCCUCCCCAUUGCCCCCCGGGGAGCUGCUGACCCCCAAGCCCCUGCAGCUUGGCCCUGCUGGGCAGGUGGCUGCACCCGCCCGUUUGGCCCUGGUGGGUGGUGGCAGGGUGGGUAGGUGCUAGGCGAGUCUCCCCGCGGGGUGGGGAGCCGGAGCCAGGCUGCCCGCCCGUGCCACCUGGGUAACACGGUGCCUGCUGCUGCCAGGGCUGGGGAGGGACCCCGGGCUCUGCAGCGGCAGCAGCAGCUGCUGGUGUUGGGGGAGGGGGCUGGAGUGUGGCUCUUUGUUGCUGCUGUGUGAAGGGGACCCUCCUCCUGGCUGAUGUCUGAGCUGCACCACUACCUCCUCCAUCCGCACUUCGAUGUAGCUGGGAAGGCUUUGGGGUUGUUGUCUGGGUCUCAGGGCAGAGCCUGCUGGAGGCACUGGAAGUGGAUCGGUUCCUGGUCAUGCCCGGUGGAAGGAGGGGACCCAGUCGGCAGCAGCUAAGCCGUUCAGCUUUGCCUUCUCUCCAGACUUUGGUUGGCGGCAGCUGUGGCAACGGCACUGGUCUGAGAAACAGGAAUGGUAGUGCGAUCAGCCUCUCAGCUCCUCCCAUAACGGCCCUGAUCACCCCAGAGCCUGUGCGUCACUGCCGGAUCCCUGACCUGCCACUGGACGGGAGCCUUCUCUUUGAAUUCCUCUUCUUCAUCUACCUGCUAGUGGCUCUCUUUAUUCAGUACAUCAAUAUCUACAAGACUGUCUGGUGGUAUCCCUACAAUCACCCUGCCUCCUGCACCUCUCUGAAUUUUCACCUCAUUGAUUACCAUCUGGCGGCGUUCAUCACGGUGAUGCUGGCACGGAGGCUGGUGUGGGCCCUCAUCUCCGAGGCCUCUCAGGUGGGCGCAACGUCAGUGAUUCACUACCUGGCACUGAUUAUGGCGCGCCUGGUGCUGCUCACGCUGUGCGGUUGGGUGCUCUGCUGGACUCUGGUCAAUCUCUUCCGCAGCCAUUCUGUGCUCAACCUCCUCUUCUUGGGCUACCCGUUCGGUGUCUACGUUCCCCUGUGCUGCUUCCACCAAGACAGCAGAGCGCAGCCCCUCCCAACGGACUGCAGCUACCUGGUGCAGGAUCAGAUGGUGGAUGACGGGACCUCAGGCGUUGGCAGCCUGGUCAAACCCAAAGACUUCCUCUCACUCCUGCGGGAGUCCCUGAAAGAACAGUUCAAUAACCCUACGGCCAUCCCAACCCACAGUUGCCCCCUCUCCCCGGACCUCAUCCGCAAUGAGGUGGAGUGCCUGAAAGCGGAUUUCAACCGCAGGAUCAAGGAGGUUCUCUUCAACUCCCUCUUCAGUGCCUACUACGUGGCCUUCCUGCCGCUGUGCUUCGUGAAGAGCACCCAAUACUACGACAUGCGCUGGUCUUGCGAGCACCUCAUCAUGGUGUGGAUCAACGCCUUCGUUAUGCUCACCACGCAGUUGCUGCCCCCCAAGUAUUGCGACCUGCUGCACAGAUCGGCCGCCCACCUGGGCAAGUGGCAGAAGCUAGAACAUGGCUCAUACAGCAACGCCCCACAGCACAUCUGGUCAGAAAGUACGAUCUGGCCGCAGGGCGUGCUGGUGCGACACAGUCGAUGCCUGUACAAGGCAGUAGGGCCUUACAAUGUAGCAGUGCCUUCAGACGUCUCCCACGCCCGCUUUUAUUUCCUCUUUCACCGUCCAUUACGGCUGCUCAACCUGCUUAUCCUCAUCGAAGGCAGCGUCGUCUGCUACCAGCUGUACUCCCUGCUGCGCUCGGAGAAGUGGAACCACACCCUCUCCAUGGCCCUCAUCCUCUUCUGCAACUACUACGUCUUAUUUAAGCUCCUUCGGGACCGGAUAGUAUUGGGCAGGGCCUACUCUUACCCCCUCAACAGCUACGGACUCAAGGCACAUUAACCUGCCAAACGCACCAAGCCGGGAGGGUGGGGGGGAGGGAGGGAACCUC
This is a messenger RNA of Trachemys scripta elegans, 2080 nucleotides long. RefSeq names its product transmembrane protein 39A (gene TMEM39A). NCBI's taxonomy places the organism in Eukaryota, Metazoa, Chordata, Testudines, Emydidae. The transcript has 9 exons. The coding region runs from base 565 to 2031 and encodes 488 amino acids. Gene Ontology annotation, biological process: negative regulation of autophagosome assembly; negative regulation of autophagosome maturation. The record is from RefSeq and is a predicted model, not a curated record. Gene Ontology annotation, cellular component: endoplasmic reticulum membrane.